Messenger RNA from Crotalus tigris (Tiger rattlesnake), 1853 nucleotides. RefSeq names its product N-myc downstream regulated 1 (gene NDRG1). The transcript is spliced from 14 exons. The record is from RefSeq and is a predicted model, not a curated record. Bases 558 to 1754 code for a protein of 398 amino acids. Gene Ontology annotation, biological process: signal transduction. Gene Ontology annotation, cellular component: cytoplasm. Lineage: Eukaryota; Metazoa; Chordata; Lepidosauria; Squamata; Viperidae.
UGAAGUUGUUUAAAGUUUUACCGUUGCAUUUGUACAGGAGGUGCUUUGUUAUUCUGCUCAAGCUUAGUUAUGUGUCUUUAGCGUAAAUUUGAUUUCUUUACUUAUUUAUUUAACAUGCUUAUAUGGCCUCCCAUCUCACAAGAAGCGAUUCUGGCAACGUACAACAAUCAACAAAACAACAAGUAUAAAACAAUCAUUCUAAAAAUAUUUUAAAAAUCCUAAUAAAAUGAAAAACACUACAAACAUUUAAGAUACACAAAGCGCACUGCUGUACUUGUAAGACGGGCUUGUCUGGACGAUAAUUAUCGUCCUUUGCAACACGCAUGUGCACACAAUGUUUGCUGGAUGGCAGAACCCAGUUUCCCGCUGUUAAGCCCACUUUAAAUCUGAUUUAAGGAGGAUGUCGCACAAUAGUUUCCUCGCUGGGAGUCUCAGGGCUUAAGUAGGGCAGUGGCUUAGCUAUAAAAACCAGUUGCUCCCCAGAUCCCAAGCAAAAGCCGAUAUUUAUUUUUCUCGUGGGGUUCGUUGGGAUUAACUUCAAACUGUACUUUCUAAAAAUGGUGCUCAAUGUGGAAGAUACUUCCUAUUUGUUGCAUAACACGGAACAAGACAUUGAAACAGUCCAUGGGUCAGUCCAUGUCACCAUGUGUGGAACACCCCGGGGAAACAGACCUGCUAUUCUAACAUACCAUGAUAUUGGGUUGAAUCACAAAACGUGCUUCAACCCCCUCUUCAAUUAUGAGGACAUGCAGGAAAUCACCCAGCAUUUUGCGGUCUGCCACGUGGAUGCCCCCGGACAGCAAGACGGAGCGCCCUCUUUCCCGCCUGGGUACAUGUAUCCUUCCAUGGAUCAACUGUCUGAAAUGCUCCCUGGAGUCCUGAAGCAAUUUGGACUGAAAAGUGUGAUUGGAAUGGGAACUGGAGCUGGGGCCUACAUUUUAACACGAUUUGCUCUUAACUAUCCUGAUAUGGUGGAAGGACUCGUCCUUAUCAACGUCAAUCCAUGCGCCGAAGGGUGGAUGGACUGGGCCGCAACCAAGAUUUCUGGAUGGGCUCAUGCUUUACCAGAGAUGGUCAUUUCACAUCUCUUUGCCAAGGAGGAGAUUCACAGCAGCCACGAUUUGAUCCAUACUUACCGCCAGCACAUCAUCGGUGACAUGAACCAAAACAAUCUCCAUCUAUUUGUCAACUCUUACAACAGCCGAAGAGAUCUCGAUAUUGAGCGUCCAGCUCCAGGAGUAAAUGUUGUUACUCUGCAGUGCCCUGCACUGUUGGUGGUUGGAGACAGCUCUCCUGCAGUUGACGCUGUGGUGGACUGCAACGCUAAACUUGACCCAACAAAGACUACGCUUCUAAAGAUGGCUGACUGUGGUGGUCUUCCUCAGGUUUCCCAGCCUGCCAAGCUUGCUGAAGCUUUUAAAUACUUCAUCCAAGGAAUGGGAUACAUGCCUUCCGCAAGCAUGACCAGACUAAUGAGAUCCCGCACAGCUUCCGGCUCCAGUGUCACAUCCAUGGAAGGGAACAGGAGCCGAUCCCACACCGCGGAAGGUGCCCGAAGUCGGUCUCACACAGGCGAGGGCCCCAGAAGCAGGGCCCAAACUGGGGACGUUCCCCGGAAUCAGGCUGCCACAGAGAUUGAGCUGAGUUCGACUUCUGCCAAGACCAGUGGACAAUCGAGCCCCAAGUCAGUGGGAGUGUCCUGUCCAAACCAUGAUCAAGCCACCUCGGGCUGUGCAUUGCAAUAUUUAACCUAAGGUGUUCCCCAUAACAAAUGGAUCUCUGCCCCUCCCUUCCUCAAAUCCAUGGGGACCAAUAAAAAAAAAAAAACCAAACAUCUCAGAUGCUCUAUUUCC